Messenger RNA from Ilex paraguariensis (yerba mate), 2069 nucleotides. The record is from the annotation of a GenBank genome assembly. NCBI's taxonomy places the organism in Eukaryota, Viridiplantae, Streptophyta, Magnoliopsida, Aquifoliales, Aquifoliaceae.
UCUCUCUCUCUCUCUCUCUCUCUCUCUCUCUCUUCAUAAGCAUUUAUAUAUUGUUUGGAGGUUCUGAUGCUGUGAAAGGAGAAGCAUCGAGCUUCUGAAGAACUCUUAUGGCUUUACAGAGUCUUUGCUCUGUUAUUCUGUGUAUUUACGCAAUCCUUGUACUCGUUUUCAACAAUCCGACUACGGUUACGGCUGGUGACAUAGUUCACGACGACGAUUCCGCUCCCAAGAAGCCUGGUUGUGAGAACAAUUUCGUACUGGUGAAAGUUCAAACCUGGGUUGAUGGCAUAGAGGACGCUGAGUUUGUUGGCGUUGGUGCUAGAUUUGGCACUACCAUUGUGUCAAAAGAGAAAAAUGCAAACCAAACUCACCUGACUCUUUCAGACCCUCGGGAUUGCUGUAGUCCACCAAAGAACAAGCUUGCUGGAGAUAUCAUCAUGGUAGACCGAGGUCACUGCAAAUUCACGACCAAGGCAAAUGUUGCACAAGCUGCAGGUGCUUCGGCAGUCCUCAUUGUAAAUAACCAGAAAGAACUCUACAAGAUGGUUUGUGAUCCAGAUGAGACUAAUCUAGACAUACAUAUACCUGCUAUCAUGCUCCCACAAGAUGCUGGCACAAGUUUGGAAAAAAUGUUACUGAACAGUUCGUCAGUGUCUGUGCAGUUGUACUCUCCACGACGACCAGUAGUUGACAUAGCAGAAGUAUUUCUGUGGCUGAUGGCGGUUGGUACUAUCGUCUGUGCCUCUUAUUGGUCAGCAUGGAGUGCUAGAGAAGCAGCUAUAGAACAGGACAAACUAUUAAAGGAUGCUUGUGAAGAAGUUCCAGCCACCAAAGCUAUUAGUGGGAGCAGUGUGGUGGACAUCAACACAAUAUCAGCAGUCUUAUUUGUUGUCAUCGCAUCAUGCUUCUUGAUUCUAAUUUACAAACUAAUGUCAUUGUGGUUCGUUAAGCUUUUGGUGGUUCUUUUCUGCAUGGGUGGUGUAGAGGGUCUGCAAACUUGCAUUGUUGCCUUACUUUCGAGGUGGUUCAAACCUGCUGCAGGAGCAUUCAUUAAAGUACCUUUCUUUGGAGCGCUCUCAUAUCUUACUUUGGCUGUUUCUCCAUUCUGCAUGGCUUUCGCCAUUGUUUGGGCAGUGUAUCGAGACCGGUCCUUUGCUUGGAUAGGUCAAGAUGUACUUGGAAUUGCGCUCAUAAUUACAGUUUUACAGAUUGUACAUGUACCAAACCUUAAGGUGGGUACUGUACUCCUAAGUUGUGCCUUCUUGUACGACAUAUUUUGGGUAUUUGUGUCUAAGAAGUUGUUCGAAGAAAGUGUGAUGAUUGUGGUAGCACAAGGUGACAGAAGUGGAGAGGAUGGUAUUCCAAUGCUACUAAAAAUCCCACGCAUGUUUGAUCCAUGGGGUGGUUACAGCAUAAUAGGCUUUGGUGACAUCCUUUUACCAGGACUGGUAAUAGCGUUUUCGCUUAGGUAUGAUUGGUUGGCAAAGAAGAAUCUUCGAACUGGAUACUUCAUGUGGGCUAUGUUUGCUUAUGGUUUAGGUCUUCUCAUUACUUACAUGGCACUAAAUUUGAUGGAUGGCCAUGGCCAACCGGCACUGCUUUAUAUCGUUCCAUUCACACUUGGGACCUUUUUGACAUUGGGGAGGAAGAGAGGUGACCUAACAAUUCUUUGGACAAGAGGAGAACCAGAAAGGGCCUGCCCACAUAUCAAACUCGAAAGCCCUUUAGAAUCAAACCCAGAUAAGUAAGUCGUUCCUCUUGUAAAUCAAUCGAAGCAGAAGCGCUAUACGUAAUGGAUCAUCAUCACUCUUAUGGUAAAAAGUCCAGCUUAUCAAACAUUGGCUAAACUAGCAAUUGCCAGAAAGUUUAAUGUGCUCUCUAAUUAACCCAGGAUUACACUGGCAGUGUGCAUGACAGUGUAUGAUUGAUGCAAGAUUUGGCUCCAUGAUAAAAUGCAUUAUGUUUUCUGUUUUCUGUUGCUUCACUUUUGGUUAUCAUCAUCAAACUCCUUCUAUUUUUGGCAGUUUUGUUCCUCUCCCCCGGACCGGUAGGCUUGGGGGCUGAUAAGU